Messenger RNA from Pseudogymnoascus destructans, 1189 nucleotides. RefSeq lists its product as uncharacterized. Bases 69 to 956 code for a protein of 295 amino acids. The transcript has 2 exons. The record is from RefSeq and is a predicted model, not a curated record. NCBI's taxonomy places the organism in Eukaryota, Fungi, Ascomycota, Leotiomycetes, Thelebolales, Thelebolaceae.
AUGUAUUCCUAUUAUAGAGCGAAUGCGAGAAGGAACAAGCUUUACUGGGCCCAUGUCUCAUCCUUCGAAUGCAGAUAAGCAUUUUAAAGGCCUGUUUAGGUUUCUGUCAGAUCCAUCGUGUGGUUGCCAAAUGCGCGACAAGCAUUAGAGGCAUCUUCAGGCUGCGCCUCAAAUUGCCAUUUACGGAACGAGAGCGAAGGAUGACGCGUAAGUAUGAUCUCUUUAUAAUUUUUCGAGUGUAUAUAUCUCGAAAGACCAGCUCACUAUGGUCUGCCUUCUUCUCCCCAUCUCACGCGCCCUUUCUCAAAUUUCACUACAAUGUAUCCACCAAGAGUUGCCUCCUUCUCCAACCCGUCACAUACUGUCUCUGGAAGCAUGGGAAACGAGGCCUUCUUGGCUGGCUGGCCCUUCACAGCCUCUGCGUUAUUCGCAUAGUCGGAAACACCGUGCAGCUUAACGCCUACAACAAUCAUUCCAGUGGGGGGCUUGCUACUCUAAUUCUCCAGAGCGUUGGACUUUCACCUCUGAUUCUUGGCGCAGUUGGGAUUCUCCAUGAAGCGAGACGUGCUCGCGAUCCCACCCUCAACCGGAAAUUCGAAUGGAUUCUUGUCAUCCAAUACCACCUCACCGUCAUCGCAGCGAUGGUCCUGGUCAUCAUGGGCAUUGUGAAGUUGCAGGAUGGGGCUUCCGUCGGGAAUGUGCUAAUGAAAGUUGGCAUGGGAGUGGUUCUGGCCUGCUGGGCCAUCCUUGCAGUUUGGACGCUGCUCUCAUUCCGGUCAUCCCAAGAAUACGCUGCUGGCGGGCUCUCCGCUGAUGGCACAAAGGUUGGCCCAAUAUUCGUCCUAACUCGAACCCAGCUAACCCCGGAUAGUUGCUCAUGGGGUUGCUUCGGCUCUUCCACUCAUCGCGCUACGAGAAAUAUUCGCUGCAGGCUCAUCCUACGGGCCUUCAUCUAGCUUCACCUCGUCUCUUGCAGUCAAGAUUUGCCUUAGUGUCGUUCCUGAGAUGCUCUCCAUCAUCGUCCUCUCGGUUGCAGGCAUACGCACACGUGGUAUCGCAAAUAAGUUUCAGAGGACGAAGUGAGUGUUGUAUUAAGUGGAGGAUUGGGAAUAUUUUAAUGAUAGUCGCUGGAAUUACUAGCUGUUAUACAUAUCCCCUUUUUUUUACUUCGAGGCAGCACGAGUAUAAC